AUGGAAUUGGAACAAAUCCACAUUUCGAAGCCUGACGAUGACGACGACGAAGAAAUCGAGCCAUCAUCAUCAUCAUCAUCAGAAACAGAGGAAAAUGGAGGACUGAUCACACCUCUGUCUUGCGCGUUCACGAGACAAGAACAAUGCGUUUCCGAAUCCAAAGAACGUGAAGAAUCGAUCAGCAGAUUAAGCAGCCUCAUCUUUCUUUACCUGAUCGUCAUGACCGUGCAGAUCGUCGGAGGUUUCAAGGCCAACAGCCUCGCGGUCAUGACAGACGCCGCGCAUUUGCUUACAGACGUGGCGGGUCUCUGCGUCUCUCUGCUCGCGAUCAAGGUCUCGAUCUGGGAAGCGAGCCCGAGAAGCUCUUUCGGGUUUAAACGGCUUGAAGUUUUAGCAGCUUUCUUGUCUGUCCAGCUCAUCUGGCUCGUCUCUGGAGUUAUCAUCUACGAAGCCAUUCAAAGACUUCUCACCAGAAGCAGAGAUGUUAAUGGUGAAAUCAUGUUUGGGAUCUCUGCUUUCGGAUUUUUCAUGAACUUGGUCAUGGUCAUUUGGUUAGGACAUAACCAUCACCACCACCCUCACCAUCAUCAUCAUCAUCAUCAUCAUCAUAACCAUUGUCACAAAGAGGAAGAGAAAGAGGAGGAGAUGGAUCCUUUAAAAGGUGGUUUCGAGGAGAAACCGUCAUCGAAAGAGAUGAACAUUAACAUACAAGGAGCUUAUCUACAUGCAAUGGCGGAUAUGAUUCAGUCACUUGGUGUUAUGAUAGGUGGAGGAAUCAUUUGGGCGAAACCAAACUGGGUUUUGGUUGAUUUGUUAUGCACUCUUGUCUUCUCUGCUUUUGCUCUUGCCGCUACUCUACCAAUGCUCAAGAACAUAUUUGGGAUACUCAUGGAGCGCGCACCGCGCGAUGUCGACAUAGAGAAGCUCGAGAGAGGUCUCAGGCGUAUCGACGGUGUUAAGGUUGUGCAUGAUCUUCAUGUUUGGGAGAUCACAGUUGGGAGGGUUGUUUUGUCUUGCCAUGUCUUGUCUGAAACCGGAGCUAGCUCUAAAGAGAUUAUCUCUGAUGUUAGAAAUUUCUGUAGGAAAAGUUUUGGGAUUUAUCAUGUAACUGUCCAGGUUGAAUCAGAGUAG
This is a messenger RNA of Microthlaspi erraticum, 1131 nucleotides long. Lineage: Eukaryota; Viridiplantae; Streptophyta; Magnoliopsida; Brassicales; Brassicaceae. The record is from the annotation of a GenBank genome assembly.